This is a messenger RNA of Camelina sativa (false flax), 1946 nucleotides long. The record is from RefSeq and is a predicted model, not a curated record. NCBI's taxonomy places the organism in Eukaryota, Viridiplantae, Streptophyta, Magnoliopsida, Brassicales, Brassicaceae.
UNUGGUUUCAUUUCAAAGCUUGAAUCUCUUUACUUUGCUUCAGGAAUUCCUUCUUCUUCGCCAAAUGGAUAUUUUACUGCAGAUGCUCCAAGUGCAAGUACUGGACUUCCAAUCAAUGCAACCUUUACCAACAAAAACCAGGGAAUAGGUUUUAGAACGAUUGCAAUCAUUGCCUUGUCAGGUUUUGUGCUCAUUCUGGUUUUGGUUGGAGCUAUAUCUAUAAUCGUGAAAUGGAAGAAAAUUGGGAAGUCAUCUAAUGCUGUUGGCCCAACUUUGGCUUCAUCGAUUAACAAAAGGCCUGGUGCUGGAUCUAUGUUUUCCAGUAGCGCUAGAAGUUCGGGAUCAGAUUCUUUGAUGUCUUCCAUGGCUACAUGUGCUUUAUCCGUUAAGACCUUCACACUCUCUGAGCUUGAGAAGGCAACUGAUAGAUUCAGUGCUAAAAGGGUUUUGGGAGAGGGCGGAUUUGGUCGUGUUUAUCAGGGGAGCAUGGAAGAUGGAACGGAGGUUGCAGUGAAACUGCUAACUAGGGACAACCAGAACCGAGACCGGGAAUUCAUUGCAGAAGUCGAGAUGCUAAGCCGUUUGCACCACCGUAAUCUUGUGAAACUGAUUGGAAUAUGCAUUGAAGGCCGUACACGUUGCUUGAUUUAUGAGCUCGUCCACAAUGGGAGUGUCGAGUCUCACUUGCACGAAGGAACGCUUGAUUGGGAUGCACGAUUGAAGAUUGCACUUGGAGCAGCAAGAGGACUGGCUUAUCUUCAUGAAGACUCAAAUCCCCGAGUAAUCCACCGUGAUUUCAAGGCUAGCAAUGUUCUCCUAGAACAUGACUUUACCCCAAAAGUCUCUGACUUUGGACUGGCGAGAGAAGCAACCGAAGGAAGUCAACAUAUUUCAACUCGAGUCAUGGGGACCUUUGGGUACGUGGCUCCUGAGUAUGCAAUGACAGGGCAUCUCCUUGUUAAAAGCGAUGUCUAUAGUUACGGUGUGGUUUUACUCGAGCUUCUCACUGGUAGAAGACCGGUAGACAUGUCUCAACCUUCAGGAGAAGAAAACCUUGUGACAUGGGCGAGACCCUUACUAGCCAACAGAGAAGGUCUUGAGCAACUGGUGGACCCUGCAUUGGCUGGAACCUACAACUUUGAUGACAUGGCGAAAGUGGCUGCGAUUGCCUCCAUGUGCGUCCACCAAGAGGUCUCACACAGACCAUUUAUGGGUGAAGUUGUGCAGGCAUUGAAACUUAUAUACAACGAUGCAGAUGAGACAUGUGGUGACUAUUGCAGCCAAAAGGACUCAUCAGUUCCAGACUCUGCUGACUUCAAAGGCGAUCUGGCUCCAUCGGAUAGCAGCUGGUGGAAUUUGACACCUCGGUUAAGGUAUGGUCAAGCUUCGUCGUUCAUAACCAUGGAAUAUAGCUCAGGACCGCUAGAAGACAUGGAGAACCGGCCUCACUCUGCCUCUAGCAUUCCAAGAGAAGGAGGGCUUUUUCUACCAAACAGAUCGGGUCCGUUACGGCCCAUGCGUAGUAGAAGAAACUUCUUUAGAUUGAGAGGAAGCAUGAGCGAACACGGUGGACCAUCGUCGUCUAGACAUCUCUGGUCCGGCAAUGGCGACUGGCUCUGAGAAACCAGAAAAUGUGAUGUACAGUGAAGAAAAUGAAAAAAAAAAAAAAAAAAAGAGGGUAAAAAAAGGCUCACAAACUCUUGAGCUGCACGGUUAGGUUCUGGUUAAUCCGGUUUGGUUCGAUUGAUGAGGGUAAAGACUUACCGGUUUGAUUGAUUUUAGGAGCUUUAUUUUUGGUUUUGUUUUCGUCAAAUAGAGUAAUUGUUUGUUUUUGCGAGGAUGCAAAAGCACAGGGAGGAUUGUAUUCUAAAAGACGUCUGUAUUUAGUUAUCUCUUCUUUCUACCCCACAAAAACAUUUUUAUUUUAGUGUUCUACUAUUUUUUUA